GCUCCUCUCCAAAGUUUUUGAAAAUGGAGUCUCUCACAACUACUUAUCCUUUAAAAUAUUCCGUGCCGAAAGCCAGGGUCUUUGUUGUUUUUCUGUCGAUGGUUUUGUGUACUGCAGUUCUCUGCCUAUUGCAACUCAAGUUUUUUAAACCUAAAAUCAAAGAUUUUUAUUCUUUCGAAGUCAAGGAUUCACGAGGAAGGAUUGUUUCCUUGGAAAAGUACAGAGGGAAAGCGACUUUGGUUGUAAACGUGGCCAGUUACUGUCAACAUACAGACAAAAAUUACAUCGCACUGCAAGAACUGCACAGAGAGUUUGGUCCCUCCCACUUCACUGUGCUGGCUUUUCCCUGCAACCAGUUUGGAGAAUCAGAGCCUAGUUCAAGCCAGGAAAUAGAAUCUUUUGCCAAAGGAAACUAUGGAGUAACCUUCCCUGUUUUCCACAAAAUCAAGAUUCUAGGAUCAGAAGCAGAGCCGGCCUUUAAGUUUCUAAUAGAUUCUUCAAAGAAAGAGCCUAGAUGGAAUUUCUGGAAAUAUCUUGUCAGCCCUGAAGGUAAAGUUGUGAAAUUCUGGAGACCUGAAGAACCCAUAGGAACUAUCAAGCCAGAAGUAGCAUCCUUGAUCAGACAGAUCAUCAUGAAAAAAAGGGAAGAUCUCUGAAAAAGCCAUUCUGGCUGUGAAUCCAUUCAACAGCAUGUGUGCACAACCUUAGUACAUUCCUGUGAAACGCUGCUAGAAGCUAAGCCACCAGGUGAUUUUAUUUCUCUUCGGUGUUAGUAUUUUCAGCCCCACUAUGUCAAUUAAUGUUGGAUUUGCUGCUGCAACAGCCUUGAGCACCACCAAGGCCACCAAGAAUGGCAAGGCACUCAGCACCUUGCAGGACUGGACCUGCAAUUGACAAAGUCUGAAUGCUUCUUUACAUUGCUGACCCCAGCAAGUCACAGUUGUCACUAGCAAGAUAUAUAGCUAGAUAUAGCUAUAUAUAGCUAGAUAUAGCUAAAAACAAGAGGACUUGUGCAAAUACUGAAUAACUUAAAGAUUUUUGUUUCCCAUCUACAAUUAACAAGUAGGUUUUGAUAUGCCAUUAACACUUAACUGCCCUGACCGAAUGAUAUGGAGUCCAGAGGUACCAUAUCAGAGUCUUCUGAAACAAAUGUCACUGAAGAUAAUAGCUUUGCAAUAUUAACAGAGGACAAUUAUUGAAUUGCAAAGCUGUAUACUUGGUCCUAAAAUAAACUGUACAUAGAAAAUGAGAUUAUUAUUAAAAGAGAAAAA
Molecule: messenger RNA, 1271 nt
Organism: Rhea pennata
Lineage: Eukaryota; Metazoa; Chordata; Aves; Rheiformes; Rheidae
Gene: GPX8
Product: glutathione peroxidase 8 (putative)
Exons: 3
Coding region: 24-656 (210 amino acids)
Biological process (GO): response to oxidative stress
Molecular function (GO): glutathione peroxidase activity
Source: RefSeq, a predicted model, not a curated record